AUGCCCAACUUUCUUCGGCCUCGCGGGUUAGAUUUAGAGGCAAUACUGGAGGAACUUGGGUACAUGGAUUUUCCUUGGUUAUUCAACAGGUCUCACAAAAAAGGUAACAUUAUUGGAUUAUUGGAAGUCAGGCGUCUGAAAGUAAACCAUGAAAAGAAUAAACGUCCCAAAGCACAUUAUGGAGAUGCAAUCAGAAGAGUAAUAACCCGCACAAAACCCAAGACAAACAAGUGA
Messenger RNA from Dovyalis caffra, 234 nucleotides. The record is from the annotation of a GenBank genome assembly. NCBI's taxonomy places the organism in Eukaryota, Viridiplantae, Streptophyta, Magnoliopsida, Malpighiales, Salicaceae.